Molecule: messenger RNA, 1500 nt
Organism: Aegilops tauschii subsp. strangulata
Lineage: Eukaryota; Viridiplantae; Streptophyta; Magnoliopsida; Poales; Poaceae
Product: alpha carbonic anhydrase 1, chloroplastic
Biological process (GO): one-carbon metabolic process
Molecular function (GO): zinc ion binding; carbonate dehydratase activity
Source: RefSeq, a predicted model, not a curated record
GCUGCACACGUACGUAGUACGUGCUACGAUUACCGCGGGGAGCACUAGCCACCACUCCUCCCACGCGCACCGUAACUCUCUGCAAGAGUGAUGGGCCACAUCGUCAAGUGGCGACCUGACCUGCCCUGCCCUGUGUAUAUAUAAGAGACUCGAGCUAGCUAGCACCUUCACCGGCAGCGCGCGUUCUUGCUCGGGUCUCGUCCCAGAAGAAAGAUUCCAGCACCGAGAGCUCGAGGUCGACGACUCACCUUUUGGAAAGGCUACUCGGGUUCUUGUGAGGUGACGGACCUUGCAUCUCCAGUAGAUCGGGCGCGUCCACUGUUCCCAGGACCAGAGCAUCGCACUUGGCAAAGCAGAGGAGGAGAUGGGGAGUACUCGCGGCGGAGAUGCAUCAGCCAUUGCUCUGCUGCUGCUGUGCGCUUGCUUUCUCACCUCCCUUGCAUGUGACGGCACAGAUGGUGCCAAGUUUGGGUACACCGGUCCUCUUGGCCCCGAUCACUGGGGGGGAUUGGACCCCAACUUCACGCAGUGCGCCAUGGGGACGUACCAGUCUCCGGUUGAUAUCAGGACCAGCGACGUGGUUUACAACCCGAUGUUGGGGCCUCUUCACAGGGAAUACACCGCUGCAAAUGCUACCCUCGUAGACAACAUCUUCAACAUCGCGCUGCGAUGCGAGGAUGCUGCUGGGACGGUCCAGAUCGACGGGGUGAAGUACAAGCUGGACAAUAUCCAUUGGCACUCUCCUUCGGAGCACACCAUCAACGGCGAAAGGUUUGCCGUGGAGCAGCACAUGGUUCACUUCAGUGACGACGGCAACAUAUCCGUUGUGUCGAUCCUGUACCGGCUCGGCAGGCCAGACCCCUUCCUCAUGCAGCUGCGGGACAAGCUAUCGGAGCUCUACGUGGAGGCCUGCAGGGCCGAGAAAGGUGCUCCGAUCCCCGCCGGAGUCGUGAACAUGUGGCCGCUGCGGCGUUACGCCAACAUGUACUACCGGUACGUCGGGUCGCUGACCACGCCGCCGUGCACCGAGAACGUCAUCUGGAACAUCCACGGGAGGGUGAGGGAGAUAGCGAUGGGGCAGGCUGCCGCCCUGAUCGCGCCCCUGGAGGAAGGCUACCGGCGCAACAACAGGCCGACGCAGCCGCUCAACGGCCGCACCGUGCAGUUCUACCGCAGGUUCUGGAAGAAGAAGGGGAACGGGAAGCCGUAAGCCUGGUCGAUGCGCCUCGAUCCAUGUUUGGAGAUGAUGAUGAUGCUGCAGUGUCUCUCGUCUUUGCUCUCGGUUCGGGAAAAGUUAUAGGAGUCGUUUAUCUCUGCAAGUCGUGUUAGCAUAUAGGUCUGCUUUAUUAUAGGUUUGCUUUCUCGGUCUUACUCUGAAUUUGGUUAAGUAAGUGGUAGGUCUUUGGCGUCUGUAAAUUGGUCCGGAAGGGUUGAUGUGAUCGAUCCUUCUUUUGUCUACAAAAAGUUAAGCUAAUCAACAAAGUUUCACUUUACGAGCUA